This is a messenger RNA of Camelus dromedarius (Arabian camel), 4027 nucleotides long. RefSeq names its product podocalyxin like (gene PODXL). The transcript has 10 exons. The record is from RefSeq and is a predicted model, not a curated record. The coding region runs from base 1 to 2190 and encodes 729 amino acids. Gene Ontology annotation, cellular component: microvillus membrane; apical plasma membrane. NCBI's taxonomy places the organism in Eukaryota, Metazoa, Chordata, Mammalia, Artiodactyla, Camelidae. Gene Ontology annotation, biological process: positive regulation of cell-cell adhesion mediated by integrin; regulation of microvillus assembly; negative regulation of cell-cell adhesion.
AUGUGCGCCCGCCCGCAGCAGAACGCGCUGCAGCCAGGAGGCCAGGAAUGCUCCUUAGUGAACACACAGCCAUUGGCCCUAGCUUCAGAUCUGUUUGGACAAGGCAGUGUAGGGGGUCCCGCCGGACACCCUCAGAGGCACCUAUGGCGACACCUGCGCGCCCGGUGGGCAGAGGGCUAUCCCGCGCCCGGAGCCCCCGCCGCCUCCCCUCCCAGCUCACACGCUCACACCCCCGUCCGCUCCGGGGCCGCCCGCCCGGAGCCCGGAGCCCGCCGUGCUCCCCCGCCCGCCGCGCGCCAGGGCGGAGUUUCCUCCUCUGCUCAUUGUUCACUGCCCAGCGCCGCCCCGCCCCGCCCGCGCGCUCCUGGAGGAGGGUACGGGGCGGGUGCCGGCGCGGACGGGACCGGAGUCGCCGCAGUCGCCGGCCUGGCCGCAGCCGCGCAGAUACCGCCGGUGACACAGCCGCCCGCCGCUCCUCUGCCGCCUGGCUCUGCGCCUCAGCCGGUUUCUGCUGCAGCGGCCUCGAGGAGGGGCAGCCGGAGCGCGACUCGGGAGUCCCGGGUCACCGCCCGGCCGCCGAAUCUACGGCCAGGCCUCCCCGAGAGGCGCCCACGCUCCCGCCGCCCGGCCGCCCGGCCCCUCAGCCAAGUCCGCAGCCACCUGCUCUGGGCCGGAGGCCAGGACACCAUGCGCUCCGCGCCGGUGCUCUCGGCGUUGCUGCUGCUGCUCCCGUCGCUCUGGCAAAAUGCCUUGUCCAGUGAUAAUGGAGAAGUAUCCCAAAGAGAUUCAGCAUCCAGUGAGGGUCUAACCAAAACCGAAGGAGAUAAAGUUUCAUCAUCCGUCGAAAAACCGCUGUAUUUAUCAGAGGCCAGUGGAAGCGUACCUGUAACAUCCAACACCUCAGUCCAGCAACAGACGACUACAACAGCUAGUGACAAAGCAGACUCAGACAACACUACUAAAUCCAAAACAACCACUGUCUCUAUGAAGCCUGAAAACAUAAGCAGCCAGAAUGGAAUUUCAAUUGACACAACUGGAUCUGGAACCCAGAGUAACCACAGUGUGACCACAAGCAGCAUGACCACUAAGGAAGGAACUCAGACAGCCUCUGAACCUCAAAAUCUAAGUAAACCCUCAGACACCACUACUGCUGUCACUUCCUUGACCACCCCUGCAAGCACUCCCCAGUCUAACAUGGUCCCUGUGCCUUCGAAGCCCUCAGGGAACUCCUCCGAGGGACCGAAGGAAAUUACUACAGCUGCUAGUUCAGGCCCAGUGGCGGGUCCCACCGUCACAACUCAGGGGAUGCUGACCACAUCAGUACCACAGGUUUCCUCACCCGGCACUCAGCACACCUCCAGCAACAUGCCAGCUGUCACUGGGAGCUCUGCGGCUCUGCAGCCUACAGGCUCUUCACUGGGACCUGCGACCUCAUCACCUGUCGCGGGACCCACAAGCUCCAACGCUCCGUUGAUGCCAACUGCCUCACAAGGCUCCAGCACCCCUUCCAUUGUCUCAGUAGUUUCAGUACGUGGGGCAAAGAUACAGUGCGAGUCUCCUGAAGCGCCAAAAGAGAAGAUGCUCAUCCUGAACCUCUCGACACCCAUUAGCUGUGAGGCAAGCCCUUUCAAUGAGAAAUUGGUCACACUUCUGUGCCAAGCGGCAAAUGCCACCUUCAGCCUAGUUCAAGAUGAGUGCUGUGUUCGGCUGGCACCUGUUAUAGACUUCCCAGGAGUGCAAAUCAAAGAAGUCACUAUUCGCAAAAGAUUCUCUCCCAAGGAUGUGUAUGAACUGCUGCACAAUAAAUGGGAUGCGCUAAAAGGGGUGGGAGUUACUAACAUGGCGUUGGGGGAUCGAGGACCACCAGAAGAGACUGAGGACCGGUUCAGCAUGCCCCUCAUCAUCACCAUUGUCUGCAUGGCAUCCUUCUUGCUUCUGGUUGCGGCCCUCUAUGGCUGCUGCCACCAGCGCCUCUCCCAGAGGAAGGACCAGCAACGACUAACAGAGGAGCUACAGACAGUGGAGAAUGGUUACCAUGACAAUCCAACAUUGGAAGUGAUGGAGACCUCAUCAGAGAUGCAGGAGAAAAAGGUCGUCAACCUUAAUGGGGAGCUGGGGGACAGCUGGAUCGUCCCUCUGGACAACCUGACCAAGGAUGACCUAGAUGAGGAGGAAGACACACACCUCUAAUCAGCCAGUGGGAUCAUGGCCACGGUGGCAGAGGCCAGACUGGAUUGUUACUCCUUUGCUGAUUCUGGGUCACAUUUCACCUGCCAGCUUUAGACAGACAUGAACUGUGUCUCUGCAAACCAAUCAAAGGCUGCAACCCCCAGGCCUCUCGGGGAGAGAGAGAAGACUGGCAAAGACAGAGAGUAAACACUGUGUUUGGUCCAGAGGAGUGACUGUGUCCCUGUCCAACGACAACCUUGAGAAGCUUUGGGCCAGUUCAGAGGUUCUUUUGGUAUAUCCGAAUUAUAUUGCUCUAGCCUUUUAGGGCACCUUGCCUUGGCUUGCUUUUGCCACUAGACAUCUGUGUCAAAGGCCACACAGCCACGUACCUGUCAAGGUCAUCUUCCCACAUCUUUACUGGGCUCUAAUACUGUCUGGCAGUUCACACUAGGGCUGAGAGGAGAGAAGAGGAACACCAUCAGGAACUCAGCAUGACUCAAACAGGUUGUGCCAAAGAGAGAUGAUAAAGUCUUUAUUCCAGUCCCUGAACUGCAUGAGAGGCCAGAAACCAUGAGCCUGAUGAUUGGACAAAAUCCAGCGGGAAGCACGCUGUCGUGAGUGGGGAGAGAUGCAGCUGUGAAGAGGGUACAGAAUAGUCUCUGCAUCAUAGGACAGGAUAUGGGUUUAAUCUGGUCUGGACACAAGAUUCUUCUUUCCCCUCUUGAUAAAGAAAGCUAGCAGAAAGUUUAUUUAAGCCACUUCAGGAGCUUUAUCUUUUUGACAAUAUACUGGAGAAACUUUGAAAAACACAUUCAUGCUGAAAUAUAUAUAUAUUUUGAUAAUGCAAAUACAACAGCCACAUGUUAAUCCACCCUGCACUUCUCUGAAUAUACUCUGGAGCAAGCUGAGAGAUGGUUUUUUUUUCCCUCUAAACAGGAAUGUAAAUGUCUGUUUUACUAGAAAUGACAAGUUUUUGUUUUUCUUUGUUGAAAAACGAAAUACAAGAAAGGCUGAUGAUCACAGAUAUUUUAAAUACAAUCCUCACCUCUCCCCAGUAAAGUCCCAUCACAUUACAGUAAGGGUUGGAGUCCAUAUGCAGUGGUUGGAAAGUGACACUCUAGUCGUAGGGAGAGGGUUUUAGAACCUAAUCUUUUUUUUUUUUUAACAGGAAAAGAACCUGAAGCCCAGAAAGAUACAGUGACUUGGCCAAAAUCACAUGUUUAGUGACAGAAACAGGAUUACAACCUGGGUUGGAAGACUGUCCAAAUGCUGUGUGCCUCAGGAAAAAUCAAGAAAUUAAGGACUGUUAAUGGAGGACAGGCACCAGAAUGACACAAAGGCCAGAAUUCCCUUCUCAGAUCUCCUGCAGCAAGGCUAGGGAGAGCAUGAAGCCAAGAAUAGGCACCCUACUGGUCUCCUACGCUUCUGAGUUAUUUAGGUCUAAGACUUAAAUGAACAAUUGUUUUCUACCAAGAAAUAGUUUUGAAUGAGCUUUUACCUAUAGAUUGUCUAUUAAUAGGACUAAGGAUCAAAGGGAACAAGACAGGAAGGCAGAGGGGAUGAGAGCAAAGCAGUGGCAUAUCUUUCAUCACUGCCAUUAGCUGAUUCACUCAGGUUUGGUGAAAACCCAAUACUGAGUGAAAGGAGGGGAUUAGUAUUUGCUGUGGGUCUUUUAAAAACUAGUGAAUGUUAAAGAAUUUGCCCAGGACACUGGGGAAGCAUGUGUGUUAGUGGACAGGGGUCUAAAGUACACUGGAAUUGAGAAACCUGUUUAUAAAGACUACUUAAUUGUUGACAUUUUCUUACAAAAAUAUAUUUUGUGAAAUUGUUUACUAUCAAUUAAAGUGCUUUUGUGUAA